AUGGUGGCCACCGUCACACCCAACACAAAGUUCUCCCACUAUAUGGCAGCCACCGUCACACCCAACACAAAGUUAUCCCACACUAUGGCAGCCACCGUCACACCCAACACAAAGUUCUCCCACACUAUGGCAGCCACCGUCACACCCAACACAAAGUUCUCCCACUAUAUGGCAGCCACCGUCACACCCAACACAAAGUUCUCCCACUAUAUGGCAGCCACCGUCACACCCAACACAAAGUUCUCCCACUAUAUGGCAGCCACCGUCACACCCAACACAAAGUUCUCCCACUAUAUGGCAGCCACCGUCACACCCAACACAAAGUUCUCCCACUAUAUGGCAGCCACCGUCACACCCAACACAAAGUUCUCCCACUAUAUGGCAGCCACCGUCACACCCAACACAAAGUUCUCCCACUAUAUGGCAGCCACCGUCACACCCAACACAAAGUUCUCCCACUAUAUGGUGGCCACCGUCACACCCAACACAAAGUUCUCCCACUAUAUGGCAGCCACCGUCACACCCAACACAAAGUUCUCCCACUAUAUGGCAGCCACCGUCACACCCAACACAAAGUUCUCCCACUAUAUGGCAGCCACCGUCACACCCAACACAAAGUUCUCCCACUAUAUGGCAGCCACCGUCACACCCAACACAAAGUUCUCCCACUAUAUGGCAGCCACCGUCACACCCAACACAAAGUUCUCCCACUAUAUGGUGGCCAGCGUCACACCCAACACAAAGUUCUCCCACUAUAUGGCAGCCACCGUCACACCCAACACAAAGUUCUCCCACUAUAUGGCAGCCACCGUCACACCCAACACAAAGUUCUCCCACUAUAUGGCAGCCACCGUCACACCCAACACAAAGUUCUCCCACUAUAUGGUGGCCACCGUCACACCCAACACAAAGUUCUCCCACUAUAUGGCGGCCACCGUCACACCCAACACAAAGUUCUCCCACUAUAUGGUGGCCACCGUCACACCCAACACAAAGUUCUCCCACUAUAUGGCGGCCACCGUCACACCCAACACAAAGUUCUCCCACUAUAUGGUGGCCACCGUCACACCCAACACAAAGUUCUCCCACUAUAUGGUGGCCACCGUCACACCCAACACAAAGUUCUCCCACUAUAUGGUGGCCACCGUCACACCCAACACAAAAAUACACUCCAACUUCCUCAGCGUCCUGACAAGAACACAUUCAAAUUUUGCGUUAAAAUUCCUCCAGCCUGAAUUUAAUUUAAAAAGAGUUAAGUGUCGACCGUGGGAACCCGCACCGCAAGAACUCAUUGUCAACCCACAACAAAGUUCAGAGAAUAAACAGCAAAUGCAUCAAGGCUACACAAGGCCGACAACAUCAUUUCAAAUGUUCCAUACCAAGUAA
Messenger RNA from Procambarus clarkii (red swamp crayfish), 1386 nucleotides. Lineage: Eukaryota; Metazoa; Arthropoda; Malacostraca; Decapoda; Cambaridae. The record is from RefSeq and is a predicted model, not a curated record.